Messenger RNA from Letharia columbiana, 1152 nucleotides. RefSeq lists its product as uncharacterized. Gene Ontology annotation, molecular function: galactonate dehydratase activity. Gene Ontology annotation, biological process: amino acid catabolic process; D-galactonate catabolic process. The record is from RefSeq and is a predicted model, not a curated record. The transcript is spliced from 2 exons. NCBI's taxonomy places the organism in Eukaryota, Fungi, Ascomycota, Lecanoromycetes, Lecanorales, Parmeliaceae. The coding region runs from base 1 to 1152 and encodes 383 amino acids.
AUGGCCAAGAUCAAAACCAUUGAGUACUUCCGUGUCCUUCCACGUUGGCUUUUCGUCAAAGUCUGCGAUGAGCAGGGCAAUUAUGGCUGGGGUGAAUCUACAUUGGAGGGCCAUACACUCGCCGUGGAAGGCUGUCUCGAUUCUCUAAGAGAACGCUUCGUGGGCUAUGAAGCCGACGACAUCGAACACCUCUGGCAAACCGCAUACCGUCUUGGCUUUUAUCGCGGCGGACCUGUCCUCAUGUCGGCCCUCUCAGGUAUCGACAUCGCGCUCUGGGAUCUCAAAGCUCGCCGCCUUCAUCUUCCUCUCUACCAGCUCCUCGGCGGCAAGGUGCGGCACAAAGUCAAAGUCUAUGCCUGGAUUGGCGGUGACAGACCAAGAGACGUCGAAAGGGCAGCUAAGGAGCGUAUGGCGCAAGGAUUCACGGCUAUCAAGAUGAAUGCGACUGAAGAUAUAGAUUGGCUAGACUCGCCGCGCGCAUUGGAUUCAAGUGUGGAGAGGCUGAAAACGGUCAAGGCAUUGGGUAUGGAUGCUGGGCUUGACUUCCAUGGCCGAUUGCACAAGCCCAUGGCAAAGCAGCUGGCUAAGGCACUGGAACCGUACCACCCACUUUUCAUCGAAGAACCUUUACUUUCUGAGCACUCGGAAGGCAUCAAGCAGCUCUCGCUCCUUACCACGAUACCAAUCGCUCUGGGCGAGCGCCUUUACAGCCGUUGGGACGUCAAACGCUUUUUACAUGACACAUCUGUCGACAUACUCCAGCCCGACAUCUCGCACUGCGGAGGUAUCUCAGAACUGUGUAAAAUCGCUACAAUGGCUGAAGCGUACGACGUCGCUAUCGCGCCACACUGCCCGCUUGGACCAAUAGCGUUGGCUGCGUGUGUACAAUUCGCAAUGGCUACUCCUAACUUCGUGAUUCAGGAAAUGAGUCUUGGUAUUCAUUACAACGUUGAGGCGGGACAGUACGAUAUAACCAACUAUGUGAAAGACAAAAGCGUCUGGGAUGUGAAAGAUGGCUACGUGGAAGGCUUGCAUGGCGAAGGUCUGGGCAUUGAGGUCGACGAGGAAGAGGUUAGGGAGGUCGCAAAAACGGCGCCAGCCUGGACGCUGAAAGGGUUUACCGGGCCAGACGGAAGUAUCAGGGAGUGGUAG